Molecule: messenger RNA, 1545 nt
Organism: Lactuca sativa (garden lettuce)
Lineage: Eukaryota; Viridiplantae; Streptophyta; Magnoliopsida; Asterales; Asteraceae
Product: semialdehyde dehydrogenase family protein
Biological process (GO): L-threonine biosynthetic process
Molecular function (GO): NADP binding; protein dimerization activity; NAD binding
Source: RefSeq, a predicted model, not a curated record
CGCCUCUUUUCUCGCUCUCGGUUGGAAAUUCUUCUCUUCAUUUCUCCGGUCAUUUACUUUGGCAAAAAUGCAGUCUGCAGCCGUCGCUCACCGCCACUUCCUCGAUGGUGGCGCCGCCGCCUCCUCCUUCCCCCUUUCCCAUUUCAAACCUACUCCUUCUACGGCCAGCCCAUUCUCAGUUCGUAUGUCACUACGCGAGGACGCCCCAUCCCUUGCCGUCGUCGGCGUCACCGGUGCCGUCGGCCAGGAAUUUCUCUCCGUCCUCUCCGACCGUUCCUUCCCCUACCGAUCCAUAAAGAUGCUUGCUAGCAAACGCUCCGCCGGAAAGAAAUACACCUUUGAAGACAAUGAAUAUGUAGUCGAAGAGUUAACCGCUGACAGCUUUAAAGACGUUGACAUUGCGUUGUUCAGCGCCGGUGGUUCAAUUAGCAAGGAGUUUGGACCUAUUGCUGCGAAUUGUGGAUCGGUUGUGGUGGAUAAUAGCUCUGCUUUUCGUAUGGACGACGGCGUUCCAUUGGUGAUUCCGGAAGUCAACCCGGAUGCAAUGGCGCAUAUUAAACUAGGGUCUGGUAAAGGGGCUUUGAUUGCAAACCCUAAUUGCUCUACCAUUAUAUGCUUGAUGGCUGCCACUCCUCUUCAUCGACGAGCAAAGGUAUUGCGUAUGGUGGUUAGCACAUACCAGGCUGCUAGUGGUGCUGGUGCUGCGGCCAUGGAAGAGCUUGAACUGCAGACUCGUGAGGUGCUCGAAGGAAAACGACCCACUUGCAAAAUCUUCAAACAGCAGUAUGCUUUCAAUCUAUUCUCACACAACGCACCAGUUCUACCAAAUGGAUACAACGAGGAAGAAAUGAAAUUAGUCAAAGAAACAAGAAAAAUCUGGAAUGAUAAAGACAUCAAAGUAACAGCCACUUGUAUACGAGUUCCUGUGAUGCGUGCACAUGCUGAAAGUGUAAACCUGCAAUUCGCAAGCCCCCUUGAUGAGAAUGAAGCAAGAGAUAUUUUAAAGAAAGCUCCUGGUGUAGUUGUGAUUGAUGAUAGAGCUAGCAAUCACUUCCCUACUCCUUUGGAAGUUUCUAAUAAAGAUGAUGUUGCAGUAGGCAGAAUCCGUAGGGAUGAGUCUCAAGAUGGAAAUUAUGGGUUGGAUAUUUUUGUUUGUGGGGAUCAAAUACGUAAGGGGGCUGCUCUGAAUGCUGUUCAGAUUGCAGAGUUGUUGCUAUAAACCAAGAUGUUUCCUUUAUCCAGGUGACUUAAGAUGAAAAAUUGUUAAAGGAGACACAAAUAAGAUGUUGAUUUUGGUUUUUUUGAAGAGAGAUGGAUAGAUUCUUUUGAAUAUGUUGUCACCACUUUGCGAUUAGUUUACAUGCAUGUUCCUUUAUUGCAAGUUUUGAUGUAGAUUUAAGUUAGUUGAAGAUGUGGAGUUGGGGUUAAAAGGAUUAUGAAUAAAGUGGUGUUGUGAUGAGAUUGUAUAAUUGUUGUUUUUCAUUGGUCAUGGAUCAUUUGUGUUGUUAAAUUUUGGUACUUUUAUCGAGACAUGUCAAUUCGUUA